Trichobilharzia szidati is the source of this 3073-nucleotide messenger RNA. NCBI's taxonomy places the organism in Eukaryota, Metazoa, Platyhelminthes, Trematoda, Strigeidida, Schistosomatidae. The record is from the annotation of a GenBank genome assembly.
AAUGGAUUUUAUACCUGAUGAAAUACUGUCACAUAUUUUUCUACCUAAAUCGCAUCGGUCGAAGGAUAUGUGUUCUGGCCAUUCAGUCGCUAAUAGUCCGAAGAACACGUUGGAGUUUCAAAAUUUUGUCAUUAAUACCGAUAAAACAAAGAGAUUUUUAAACACCAUCAGCAAUGUGGACAAAACAGAUAAAAGCCCUCCUGAGUUGGUUCCAGAUAUGGUUGAUUCAUUUAGAGUAAUUCUUAAUAAUAAUAAAAAUUCUCACAUAAAGAGGAGAAAAAAUGUGACUGACUUGUGCACAAAACUCGAUAAAAUAUUACAAGAAGAUCUAAUAUUCCGUAUCUCACCAAUUAAUGAUAGCAAACAUUUCGAUGAAUAUAAGGAGAAAAGUUCAGUAUUACUAUGUGACGUGAAGAACGUUUUUGAAAAAGCACUAUUGUCAAUUUCUUGUGAACAGAAUAGUUUGCUUGUUAAUUUGCUUGAAAAGUAUGAGGAGAUUUUCGAGUAUCUGCUUAAUAUUUGCAGCAACUUACAUUUGGCUGUCGUAUCAGGCAGAAAUGACCUUUGCCUGAAAAACGUGGAAGGCUUAAAAAACAGAAAUAAUCUACAAGCAGCACUAAGAAGUCUAACAGAGGCGAGUUCAAGCAAUACAAAACUCCUCGUAGAAGUCGGCAAUCUACAUCUGGAGUUCAUUCAUGUAAUAUCUUCUGCAAAUUCAAAUGAGACUGCAAUAUCCAAUGUUCAUAAAUUGUACAAACUCCUACUUCAAAGAAUUGAAAGCGACCAAAGAAAAUAUGGUGAAGAAAAUCAUAUAUGCUUUUAUUUGGCUUUAGAUGUAGUGAAAAUGUUUUGUGAUAGAAAUAUCCUGAAUAUCAUAGGUCAACUUCAAACAUCCAAAGAUAAAUGGGUAUUUAUGUACGAUAGAUCAUUCCUUAUGACAAGAAAGUUAAUCACACAGUUGUAUGAAUUACUAACAGCGUGUACAGAAGGAGUUAUACGCUUUUCUGAACAUCUUGAAUAUUUAUUUAUGUCAUCUAAUUUUCAUCUGGAAGGACUGUUGAGAAAAAUUGAAAAAUUUGAAAUGUAUUUACAUCCAACAUUUAAAGAUGAUGUACAAAACCGGAAUCUGGACUAUGCAACACACGCUAAUGUUCACCUUACCGAUGUUCAAGAUACAGCACAUAAGGUGUUAAAUAAAAUAAGUGAAUUGUGGAAUGUAAAAAAAAAUGAUCUAAUAAAUCAUAUAGGUUUGAAUUCUGGUCAUUAUGAUGUUAAUAAUUCUGAAAACGAAGACGAAGACGCCGACGGUGAUGAUGAUGGUGAUGAUUUUAAUUCUGAUUGUACCGAAGAGAAAAGUAUGAAGGUGACAGAAGAAAAGAGUCAUUUAAAACGCAAACGAACUGUCAGUGUUAGAACAUACAAGCCUAAUGUGUUCAGUUCAAUAUUAAAAUUGGAAUGUGGUUCACAAAAUACAGCACAACCAAAAUUUUAUAAACAACUUUUUCAGAAUACAAAUUUCGAAUUAAAUCUCUACGAUAUAAAGUUAUUGCUGAAAUCAGCCUCAGAUGAAUUUCAUGCAUUGUUUAUAUUUUUAAAAGAGAAUUUAAACGGUCAACAACCUUCAGAAUUAUUUCAUUGGUUGAAUUUAACAAAUGACAUUAAUGGACUAGAAGAUAUUUAUAAUAGAUUAUCAUCAAUACUGACAAUGCAAGAACGUAAUUUAAUCAAACUGAUCAACUUAUAUGAUCUUGGCUUAUCAACUUUUAUUCAUAUGCUUGAGAAGUUAAAAAAUAACUUGAAUAAUGAACAAGAAGUUGGACCAUUUUAUGAAAUUGAAUCUCUAAGAGAAAAAUUUAAGGAGUGGAAAAAUUUAAUGACACUAGAUACUUGUGAUUUGCUUCAGCCUGAUCCUAUCGGGAGUGAAUCAUUGGAAGUUGAUGAUAAAGACAACGACAGAAUGGAUAAUAAAUCUAACCAAACAAUAUUGACUGGAAAUGAUCAUAAUCAGUCUACAUUGAACUUAAUUAUAAGCUUACAACAAAGCGUUAAUCAAAGAUUAAGUGAAUUAAAUAUGAAUUUAGUCAAUAAUGUUAAUAAAAUAGAAAGUAAAAAAUCAAUCAUCUGUCAACAGUUCACUUCAAAAUGGAUGUCCAAUGCAAUUAUAUGGAUUUGUUUGCAUUCCAGUAAUACUACAGUGGAAUGGAAUCAAUUAUUUGAAAAGAUAUGUAAUUCACAAGUGGAAAAUUUAUUCAUCAGAAAGAAUACUACAGAAAGUGAUAUGACUAUGAUGAUAAAGGCUUAUUCAUCAUCAGUUGAAAAGAAUAAGGAUAAGGGCAAUGGGAGCGUGAUACCGGAUGCAGCCAAUGAAGACAAGACGACAAGUAGUAGUAGUUGUAUUGAUUAUAAUGAUAUUAAUAAUUGGAUAUAUUCAUGUUUCAAGGCGAAUUAUGAAAGCAUACAAAAGCAGUUGCUUGAUUUUCAGACUAAGGAUAAACUGUACGAAGUUAUCAAUCUGAUAACUAAUCAACUUGAUGAUAUAUCCAAUGAUUUCAAUAUAAAUACAUGUUUAUCAAAGUAUUUCAAAGACAAAGGAGAUCAUGAAGUUUGGGAACUGCAAAGGAAAGAUUUAGAUCUAGCCAAACAAGAAUUUAUACAAGCUUGGCACAAUUUAGCAAGUGAAAUAUUCCCCCGAGAUCUUCAGCAUACAGAAAACGUUCAAUCAGAAUCUCCAAAGGAAAGUGCAAAGCACGCGAGUCAAAGUCCUAAUAACAAUUUAGACUUGGAUCAAUUACGUACAAUGACUGAGAAUAAAUUAUUCUGUAUCGAUUCACUUGACUAUCUUGACAAGCUAGUUCAAGCAGCAUUAGAACGUAAAAAGAAGGCUAUAAUAAGACGUAAUAAUUUGGAAGAAUCAAUAAAAUCUAAAGAGGAAACAAUCAAUAAACUUGAAAAAGAAAUGGAGGAUAUCGACAGGAAAUUGGUUGAACUUCGGACAAAAUUAGGCGAAACUUUUGAAAGUUUGCAAUUAGAAGCUCAACAGGACAAAUAAAUUGUUAUUGGAAUGUCUAGAGGC